UUUUAGUCGGGAGCAGCUUGCCUCGGGUCAGAUAGCGUGAUCCCUCCUGCCGCAUCUCCUCCAACUUCCCCUUGCGUGCGCGAAACAAAACAAAGCCAUCAGACAACUGCCAUCGCCACCAGGCCUUUGCACCGCUGACAGCCAUCCGCCUUGACGCGCAGCGACACAUUUCGCGACACCCCGAUUGCAUCGGCCAUCAACCAUCGCUGUCGCACCCGAAAAUACCGCCCCAUCUUCGGCGACGCUGGGCUGACCAGUCCAACCCUCUGCCUGCGAUGCGUCUCUAGCGCGGGAGCCAAUUCGACAUGGCCUUCAACUUCAACUGGUCGCCUCUGACGGCUGACGCGGGCUUUUACAAGCGCGCCCGCGAUCUCCUGACGACGGCCCUGAACAAGUCGCCGAAACCGCCCAUCAUCGUUGAUGACAUUAUCGUGACCGAGUUCAAUCUCGGCUCCGUUCCGCCCGACCUGGAGAUACUUGAAAUUGGCGACCUGGCUGAGGAUCGCUUCCGAGGGAUAUUCAAGAUGUGUUACUCCGGGGACGCUUUCUUGACGCUCAAGACACGAGUACAGGCGAACCCCCUGAACACAUAUCUCUCAGGGAAACCAGCUUUCACGUCUCCGCAGCCACUGGCGGCGGCGUCGAGCCUCACCAUACCGCUGCAGAUCACCUUGUCCGAGAUUAAGCUCUCGGCCUUCAUCAUCCUGGUCUUCUCCAAGCAGAAGGGGCUGACCAUCGUCUUCCGCAAUGAUCCUCUCGAGUCCCUCAAGGUCUCGUCGACCUUCGACUCGAUCCAGUUUGUCCGUGACUACCUGCAGAGGACAAUCGAGGGCAAGCUGCGGGACUUGAUGAUGGACGAGCUGCCUGCUAUUAUCCACCGGCUCUCGCUCCAGCUCUGGUGCCCGGAUCAGAUGGCCAAGGAGGAUGAAGAGCCAAAAGAGGCCGAUGAGCACGGUGUGAAUCCCCUCGCCACGCCGCCACUAGACGCGGUGGAUGCGCAUGGGCGUCUGCUCGACCCCGCUGCCAUAUCCGAGCUGUCCCUCGACGGAGGCCCGGAAGCGCAGCUGCUGUUCUCGCAGAAGACGCUCUAUCGGCUGUGUGGCCUCACAACUUCUCAGGUGACAUCCUCACUGGACACCUCUGGUCCCCGGGACGUUCUGUUCCGAGCCUGGGCCGGCCUAUCAGACAAGGCGGACGCAGCAGGAACUCCUCCAUUAUCAACGCCGAACCUGGUGAGGUCGCCGUCUUACACAAAUGCUCAUACCUACACGUUCUCGGACAGCGGUAGCCAAGAUCACGGGUCUCUCCCGUCGAGGCCGUCCUUGAUGCACCUCAACUCGGCCACCGCCGGUUUGUCACUGGGCUCGGGCCGGCACAGCAAGACCGGCCGAAAAAAGAAGACUCGUGUGGUCAACCUUCGCCGCAAGGUUGAAAGCGAGGUCGGUAGUGAGCGGGGAGACGAGAGCUCUGAGACCGCCUCCGUCGCUGCUCCCAUGUCUGAGCCCGCCAUGCCUCACCCGAUUCUGGAAGUACCAGAAGAGGACCCCCUGUCGAGCAAGGUGCGCUUCAGCCGAUCGGCCGACCUCCAACAGCAGUCCCGAAGGCCAUCCAUCCGAUCUGAGGCGCCCAAGGCCCCGGAGGUGCAGCUCCAGGCUGCCGAGGCUACCGGUUCCUCUGCUGCUACUCAAUUCCCUACUCAGCUGUCUGAGAAGAAGGGAUCCCAGGAAGUCGCGAAGGGAACGGCCUCCGUCGACAGCAAAGCGGACUGGCGCCGGUCGGGGCCCAUGUCGGAUACGUCGUCCGUCAUCCUGGAGCAGGCCUGGAUCAUGAAGAUGGCUGGCGAGAUCGCGCGCCGCGUGUACGAUGAGAAGAAGCGGAAUCCCUCGUUCUGGGACGACCGCGACGACACGCCGCCGCCGGCGUACGAGGCACGGUGAUUUGCCGCCGUGUGUAAUACCUCACUCCACCCCCUUUCCUUUGUCGAUUUUCCUUGCUUUUUUUUUCUGGGGGCCAUUAUUUUAUUGGCGUUGGAGAGCGGCCCAAACAUACCACUUUAAUGGUUAAGCGGUUGCUGGGAACCUGGAGUUGGGCGGCGAAGGAAAACAAAAUGGUAGUCUUGAGGUUUGUUUUGCAGCAGUUGAGGAUAUCCUCCGGGUUUUAGAGGGUACGGA
This is a messenger RNA of Thermothielavioides terrestris NRRL 8126, 2171 nucleotides long. RefSeq lists its product as uncharacterized. The transcript is spliced from 2 exons. The record is from RefSeq and is a predicted model, not a curated record. Gene Ontology annotation, biological process: mitochondrion organization; phospholipid transport. NCBI's taxonomy places the organism in Eukaryota, Fungi, Ascomycota, Sordariomycetes, Sordariales, Chaetomiaceae. Gene Ontology annotation, molecular function: lipid binding. Gene Ontology annotation, cellular component: ERMES complex. The coding region runs from base 306 to 1937 and encodes 543 amino acids.